Molecule: messenger RNA, 968 nt
Organism: Sebastes umbrosus (honeycomb rockfish)
Lineage: Eukaryota; Metazoa; Chordata; Actinopteri; Perciformes; Sebastidae
Product: ubiquitin carboxyl-terminal hydrolase 26-like
Exons: 8
Coding region: 334-957 (207 amino acids)
Biological process (GO): protein deubiquitination
Cellular component (GO): cytosol; nucleus
Molecular function (GO): cysteine-type endopeptidase activity; cysteine-type deubiquitinase activity
Source: RefSeq, a predicted model, not a curated record
CUUUUUUCUCGUAAUAUUAUGACUUUAUUCUCGAAGUCUCAGAUUUUUUUCCCCUCAAUGUGGCCCUAAUACUCCGUCGUAGUCAUGUGAGCCGCCUGUUAACAAAAUUCCGAGCCACCCUGAAUGCAGAAUUCCUUUAUGACAAGUGAAAGAGAAAGUACACCGAGGGUUGUAUUGUAGAGGACAUAGAGGUAACAAGUUACUGUUCGUGUGUGUCGAUAAUAAGCAGAGGGAAGAACUUGUUGUCUGCAGAAAUGUCUUAAAAGUGGGAAUCUUACAACUGAAGCUGACAGUGUAGCAGUGGACUGAUACAACUGUCAAAAAGGAAUCAAAAUGAAUCGAUUUAGAAAUGGUCAAACCAAAAAGUCGUCCUCCACAGCAGCCAGUAAGUACUAUGGCUUGUCAAACCAAGGAGCAACAUGCUACCUGAACAGUGUGCUGCAGGUGCUGUUCAUGACCGAAGACUUCAGAGAGGCUGUGAAAAGGCACACCUGUGAAACCUGUGGCCCUAAGUGUAUUGAUCGACAUCUUGCAUCCUUGUUUGAUGACUUAAAACGACAUAAGGAAUACACCUAUAAAAUCACCAAGAAGCUGGGCAUCGACAAUGUGUAUGAACAGCGUGAUGCUGCUGAGUACUUUGAGAAGAUUUUAGGUCUGACCAGUCCUGAGGCAUCACAGAUAUUCCACGGACAGUCGACACACAAGACCAAAUGUUCUGCAUGUUGUGAAGAGACCGAAGCCGGCGGGGCAUUUUGGUAUCUUCCUCUUGCAUUGGUUGAUUCUAAUAGUGAAGACUAUAGCGUGGUGGAUGGUAUUAAGGAGUAUUUCAGAACUUCAGAUUUCAGCGGAGAAAACCAGAUGUACUGUGACAAGUGUGAUGCCAAAACUGAUGCAACUAUUAAAUGUGUAAUAAAGCAUCAUCCAGAGGUUUUGAUGCUGCUGCUGAAGAGGUUUUAGUUUGAGUACCG